CUCUCUCUCACCUGACUCAGCAUGUCAGUGGACGGGUCCUGCGGCCUGCCAGUUAGAUCCGUUCCUGUGACGUGAUUGGUCCCUCUGCGGUGUGGGCGGGGCCUGCGGAGCCACAUGGAGUCUGCUGGGCGUCUCAGUGCCCCAGUGUGAGCCAUCCUCCGGCGCAUCAUCAUCACCAACAUCAUCUGCACGGAGAACAUAGUGAGAAUAUAAAUUUUAGCCUCAGCUCAGCUGAUGUCACUACCUUUUCACAGCUAUUCUUUCACUUGUGCGCAGAAGUGUUUUUGAUUGGAGGAUUAAUGGACUGGAGAGGAGCCUCGGCUUCAUGUGGUGACUGAUAUUUUAUGUUUUUGGACUUUGAACACUUCACAACGAGGAUUUGGGAGUUCAGUGCACGUCAUUCUAAGUUAUUUGUGAAACCUUUGCUCUUAGUCUGUUUGUGUUUACGUGUGAGGACAUUUUGAAUCGGAUCCUCACUGGCACAUCCCGGAUCUCUGGCGGACACUUUGCUGUCUUCUCCAGCUGAAACGGCUUUGAUGGAAACAUGACCAAAGCUGCAACCGGAGCGGUUCUCCUGCACAGCCUCCUCUUCCACCUGCUCCCGCUGCUGCAGCUGCUGCUUCACGCCUCGCCGGUGUGUCUGUCCGCGCAGCCCGGACAUCCAGUGCGCUACUUCGGACAGAUAGCUGAGAACUCCCCGGCCGGGACGCCGGUGGACGGGGUGCUGCUGCCGCUCGCAGCCGACGGCUGCCCCGGCACGGACCUGACGGUCAGCCUGAAGGGGAAUUACGCGUCAGAUUUUAGGCUCGUUCACCACCACGGGCACCGGGACCCCCUCGGGCAUCUGGGUUUGGUCUCCGCCAAAGCUCUGGACCGGGAGUUCAUAGCGAUGUACGAGCUGACAGUGGAGCUGCCGCCGCGGUGUCUGAGGAGACCGGCCGUCGUCCAGGUCGAAGUGUCGGACAGGAACGACAACAUGCCCCGGUUCACCUGCGGGAACCAGACGGUCGAAGUGGACGAGCUGACGCCGCUCGGUACCGAGUUGGCCCGCUUUAAUGCGAAGGACGGCGACGCGGAGAGGAACGGACGCGUCACUUUUUACGCGUCACCAGAAUCUCACCUUCUUCACGUGGUUCCACACACCGGGCAGGUGAGACUCGUCGGGUCCCUGCUGGGUGUCAGCGAGGUGACCCUGCGCCUUUUCGUGAAGGACGGCGGAGACGUGGCGCUGAUGGGUGAACCGGCAUUCCUGCACAUCAACAUCCGCCGCUCCCGCAGAGCGCGGCGCGGACCCCGGGCUCUGUCCGAGGAGCUGACCUACACCGUGACCGUGCCGGAGCACGUCGGACUCGGGGACCUGGUGUUCACGGUGCCGGACCAGAGGUUCGAGCAGCGGUGGUUCGGGUUGGUAUCGGAGGCCGACUCGCCGGUCCAGAUCGAGCGGGACUCUGGUCGUUUGUACCUGGCGCGCAGCCUGAGGGAGCCCGCCGAGGUGGUGGUGAAGAUCCAGAACCUCCGAGGUGAUGAGUGGUACCUGUGCAGGUUGACUCUGACCACGCCCAGCCAGGCUGACCUGCAGUGGACCAUGUUUCCUUCGCCUUACCUGGCCGCCGUGGGCCCUGACGCCACGCCCGGCUCUGUGGUGUACCGGCUGUCGGCACGGCAACGAGAUGGGACGCCUGGACAAGCCCAGUUCCUCCUACUGGACGGAGGGCACGACUGCUUCGAUGUGGACCGUCGCUCCGGCGAGAUCAGGACCACAGGACGACCUCUGACCCCCAGUAAGGAGUACCUUCUGCGGGUGCAGGCCACGGACGGGCGCGGUCACAAAGGUCCUCCGGCUACGGUAGCCGUCCUGGCCGGCUACCGGCCGCCGCAAUUCACCAGCUCCACCUACAGCCUGAACGUACCUGAGAACAAACCCGUCGGCCAACCUGUGGCGGGGGUUCAGGCCGUCUCCUUCCAGAAGAAGAGCCUGUCCUACAUGCUGCUGGUGAAUCCCGGGAAUCUGUUCAGCAUCAACCAGGAGAGCGGAGCGCUCAGCCUCACCAGGAACGUCGACUACGAGAGCGGACACAACCUGCACACCCUGCAGGUCCGCGCCUCCGAACCGGACACCGGCCUCAGCGGCGUGGCAGAGGUUGUCGUCCACAUCACAGACGAAAACGACUGCACGCCGGAGUUCCUCCACUCCAUCUACACCAGAGACAACAUACCUGAGAGCAUCGCACCUGGCACCUCCCUGCUGCAAGUUCUGGCUCGGGACUGUGACUCGGGUGUGAACUCGGAGCUCUCUUACUUUGUUCACGGCGCUGACUUUGACAUCACAUCAGGGGGCGUGGUCAGCCCCGCCCGUCGCCUGGACUAUGAGCGACCCAAUCACAUCUACGAGUUUGUGGUGGUUGCCGUGGAUGCAGGGACGCCCCCCCGGACCGGCACCGCCUCAGUCCGCAUCCGAGUGGCCAAUAGCAACGACGAGGCACCCGUCUUCUCGCAGAGCAUUUAUAAGACCUUCCUCAGCGAGGAUGCUGGUCCGGACACGCUGGUCGCCAUCGUUCACGCCAACGACCCGGACGGAGACGCCGUCUCCUACGCCAUCACCGGCGGCAAUGAGGACAGCAACUUCCUGCUGGACAACCAGAAGGGCAUCAUCAAGCUGCGGCGUAGUCCGCCACCCAGGCUCCGGGGACCGCAGUACGUUCUCAACAUCACCGCCACAGACGAUAACGCGUCCGGUGGUCCGUACCCGCUCAGCAGCUCUGCCCAGGUCAUCGUAGGGAUCAACGACAUUAACAACAACAAACCGGUCUUCCAGGAGUGUCAGAACUACAGUCUGAACGCGGUGGUCCUGGAGAACCAGCCGCCGGGGACGUUCGUCCUGCGCGUCCAGGCCCAGGACGCCGACAUGGGCGUCAACGGAGAGGUCAGAUACGGCAUCAUGCACAGGGACGGAGUGUCGUCCGGCUUUGACAUCGACCCUGACACCGGUGUGAUCACCACGACGACGAGCUUCGACCGGGAGCGUCACAGGGAGUUCACGCUGUCAGUGACGGCCACAGAUCAGGCCGACGAGCCCCUCAUCGGCAUCUGCCCCAUCGCCGUCCUCAUCGCAGACCAGAACGACAACGACCCCAAGUUUGAGAACAGCCGCUACCAGUACUUCCUGCGGGAGGACACUCCAGUAGGAACAAGUUUCCUGCGGGCGGCGGCACACGAUGACGACCAGGGGACUAACGCGGCCAUCACCUACUCCCUGUCCAAUCAGAAGCCAGCUUACCUGCACAUCAACCCCAGUACUGGCUGGAUUUACGUCAACCAUCCCAUCUCACAGACGUCCAGGAUCAACCGGCAGAUUGUUGCGUCGGAUGGGGGGAACCGCAGCAGCUCUGUGGAGCUGACCGUCAUCAUUACAAACGUCCACAACCAGCCGCCGCUCUGGGAGCAGCCGGAGUACUGGGUCACCGUGCCAGAAAACACCGUCCGAGACGCCAAGAUAGUGACCAUCAAGGCGACGUCUCCGCUCGGUGACCCCCGGGUGACCUACAACCUGGAGGAGGGUCAGGUGCCGGAGACCAACAUGCCGGUGCGCUUCUACAUCAAGCCGAACCGGGCGGACGGCUCGGCGUCCAUCCUGGUGGCCGAGAACCUCGACUACGAGACGACUCGCUUCUUCACGCUCAGAGUGCGAGUCCAGAACGUCGCCGCCGUGCCGCUCGCGUCCUUCACCACCGUCUACGUCAACGUGACAGACGUGAACGACAACGUCCCCUUCUUCCUGUCGUCCACCUACGAGGCCACGGUGCCCGAGGGAGCAGGGGUCGGCACGUCGGUGGCUCAGGUGUCGGCCACUGACUUGGACUCUGGUCUGCACGGGAUGAUCCACUACGUGAUCCUGAAGGAUGAGAGUGGCGACUCUCAGUUCUUCAGCAUUGACCCACGCAGCGGCGUCAUCGCCACCCGAGCCUCCUUUGACCGCGAGCAGAAAGCCUCCUACCUGAUCGAGGUCCAGUCGCAGGACGGCUCAGAGUCGGCCAGACCGGGCCAGCAGGGACAGCCCAACACAGACACGGCCUACGUCAGGAUCUUCGUCACCGACGUGAACGACAACGCGCCCGCCUUCGCCCAGCCGCUGUACGAGGUGAGCGUGGAGGAAGACAAGGAGGUCGGCUUCGUCGUCAUCACCGUCACCGCCAACGAUGAAGACGAAGGUGCCAACGCCAAGCUGCGCUACCAGAUCACCUCAGGAAACAUCAUGGGAACCUUCGACGUGGAGCCCGAGGUGGGCACCAUCUUCGUGGCCCAGCCGCUGGACUACGAGAUGGAGCAGCACUACGAGCUCCGGCUGGUCGCCUCGGACGGGAAGUGGGAGAACGAGACGCUGGUGGUGGUUCGGGUGGUCAAUCGCAACGACGAGGCGCCCGUCUUCAGCCAGACCGAGUACCACGCCGCUGUGACGGAGGAGCUCACCCAGCUGCCCGUUUUCAUCCUGGAGGUGUCAGCCACAGAUCCAGACCAGGAGGCUGAUCAGACCGCCCUACGUUACUCGCUCCAUGGCCAGGGUGCCGGUGGUGAGUUCACCAUUGAUGAGCGCACGGGAAGAAUCUACGCCAAACGGCGCCUGGAUCGCGAGGAGCGCCCAGCCUGGAGAUUCCUUGUCCUUGCCACAGACGAAGGAGGUACAGGACUCACAGGGUUCGCUGAUGUGCUCUUAGAGGUCCGAGAUGUCAACGACAACGCCCCCUUCUUCCCAUGCCCGGUACUGGAAGGGGAUGGAUGUUUUGUUGGCCAAGUGCCUGAGAAUUCACCUGCCGACACUUCUGUCAUGGAGAUGCGUGCCAUGGACCUGGAUGACCCCAAUGAGGGCAAGAACGCCAUGCUGACCUACAGCAUCAUCAAGAAUGUGCGCAAUGAGAUUAACCUCAACCUGUUCUCCAUUAACGCCAGCACAGGGACCAUCUACACGGUUCUGCGUUCUCUGGACCGGGAGGUGGAGGAGCGGUAUCUGGUGGUGGUGGAGGCCAGGGACGGAGGGGGCUUGGCGGGAACAGGGACAGCUACUAUCAUGGUGUCAGACGUCAAUGAUCACCCACCUGUCUUCACUCAGAGGCUCUACACUACUCAGGUGACAGAGGACCUGGAGGUGAACAGCGAGGUUCUUGUAGUUUCUGCCACAGAUGGAGAUGAGGGCGAGAACGCUGUAGUAACCUUCAGCAUUGUUGGCGGUGAUGAGGACAGGAAGUUCUUCGUGGAGACAGAUAAAGUGAACCGACGCGGCGUGAUAAAACUUAAGAAAAGAGUUGACUUCGAGAAGCCCCACGAGAGGACUUUCAAUUUGACUCUGAAGGCUGAAGACGCUGAUUUCUUCAGCCUGGCCUACUGUCUAGUUCAGGUGGAAGACGCCAAUGAUCAUGCCCCAGUGUUCUUCCCACAAUUCUAUGAGUCACCAGCCAUGUCUGAAGACGUACCUGUGGGGACAAUUGUUGCUCAGAUUACAGCCUCUGAUCUCGACUCGGGCCAAAAUGGACGUUUUUCUUACAGUAUUUCAAAGGAGUCGGACCCCUACAGUCAGUUUCUGGUGGACCAGUCUGGUUGGGUGGUAGUAGCCGAUUCUUUGGACAGAGAAAAAAUUUCCCAGCACAGGAUCAUGGUCCUCGCCACAGAUGCCGGGAGUCCAUCACUGACUGGCACCGCCAUAGUCAUGGUAACCAUACUUGACAUUAAUGACAACGGGCCAGAGUUCGAGGUCCCCUAUAAGCCUGUCGUUUGGGAGAACACGCCGGCACCCCAGGCUGUUCAAAUGAACGAAACCUCCCUCCUCCUCCAUGCCACGGACCGGGACACCUCCACUAAUGGUGGACCAUUCUCCAUAAGGCUCCUCAUGCUCACCUCAGACGCCACCAACUUUAAUUUGACUGACUUUCGAAAUGGCAGCGCAGCCAUCACCGCCCUGCGGACCUUCGACCGUGAGCGGCAGAAGGAGUACCACCUCCCAAUUCUCAUGAUUGACAGCGGCUCUCCUCCAAUGAGCUCCACCAGCACACUGACAGUCAUCAUUGGUGACAGGAAUGACCACCCUCACUCACCGGGACACACCAACUUCAUUGUCUACAGUUAUGAAGGUAUUCUCCCGACGACGGUGCUCGGGCGAGUUCAAUCCCCUGACCUUGAUGACUGGAGUGAGAAGGUGUACCGGUUCGAAGGCAAACCGUCCAGGUUGUUCAGUCUGAACCAGAGCUCAGGGCAGCUCAGUAUCAGGGAAGGGGCUCCACCGGGCUCGUACCGUCUGCAGGUGCGCGUGUCGGACCACACCUGGCCCGACGUCACCUCCACAGCUCAGGUGGACGUCAGGGAGCUGCAUCAGGACGCUCUGAAAAACGCUGCCUCCGUCCGCUUCACCAAUCUGACAGUGGAGGAGUUUUUUAGCAGUAGUGGAGGUGAGGAGAGUCGGUUCUCCCUUCUGGGGCGAAUGUUGGCCGAACUCCUGCAGACGUCGCCGGAAAACGUCCAGAUCUUCUCUGUGGGCGACGCUGGCCAUCGGGGGGAGAAGAUCCUCAACGUGUGGUUUGCCGCUCACGGCUCGCCGUACUACAAGGCGGAGAAGCUGCACGGCUACGUGGCGGCAAACAAAGCCAAGGUGGAGGCCAUGUUGGGCGUGUCCAUCUCUCAGGUGGGCGUGGACGACUGUCCCUACACAGACUGCAGUCAGUCCGCAGGCUGCAGCAGCGACGUCUCGUUCAGUCAGACCCCGGCGGCUCUCAGCACAGGAAACACGUCUCUGGUGUCGCUGUCAGCCUCGGUGACAGCACGAUGUGGCUGCCGGGCCCGAGAGGCCGUCCACCUGCCCUGCUCCGCGUACCCCACCAACCCCUGCCUCAACGGCGGCGCCUGCCAGGACGGACCGCUGGGCUACAGGUGUAAGUGUCCUCCCAUGUUUGACGGGCCCGAGUGCCAGCAGACCAAACACAGCUUCGGCGGUCAGGGCUAUGCCUGGUUCCCUCCCAUCAUGCCUUGCUUCCAGAGCCACAUCUCCCUGGAGUUCCUGGCCGAGUCGGCAAGCGGGCUGCUCCUCUACAACGGGCCUCUGGGCGCCGCCCCUCCUGGGGACCAGGAGGACUUCAUCGCCGUCGAGCUGAGGAACGGGGUUCCAGCGCUGAGCAUAAAUCACGGAUCAGGAACGCUGACGCUGCAGCUCCCGCCCAAGGCCACCGUCACCGACCGGCGCUGGCAUCGCCUCGACAUCAUCAGCGACGGGAAGGCUGUGCAGCUGAUCCUGGACCAGUGUGGGGGGGUGGCGGUGAACGAGUUGGAGGGUGUCGGGGGGGACGUUCGGGAGAUGGACGAGUCCGGCUGCAGAGCUGCAGGAGAGACGCCAGGAAACCAGAGGUAUCUGAAUGUCUUCCAGCCUCUUCAGUUGGGAGGAGUGAAGGAAACGCCUCCUCAUCGACGCUAUCGUAGUUUUACCGGCUGCAUCCGUAACCUGGUGGUGGACAGUCAGGUGUUCGACCUGGCGUCUCCAGGUGAGAGCGUGGACAGCGCUCCUGGCUGCAGGCUGACAGACGGGGUGUGCGUGACGGCAGCUGGUCCUUCCUGUGGCGUCCAGGCCUCCUGCCUCGCUGACUGGGGCUCGUUCAGCUGCGAGUGCCACCCAGGAUACACGGGACACAAGUGUGACGGGGCCGUCCCGGAGUUCUCCUUCGACUCGGGCAGCGUCGUACGUUAUCAGCUCAGAGGAGGCGGCAGCUCUCGCCGCACAAACAUCCAGCUGCUCCUCCGAACCAGAAACACCUCAGGCACCCUGCUCGCCGUGACGUCCCGGGAGGCCAGCGAGUACAUCAUCCUGGAGGUCAUGGAGGGCCACCUCUCUGUUCGUGCUAACCUUGGCGAUGGCGCCCACGGCCUGCAGCUCCGUGGCCAGCGGGUGGACAUCGGGCAGUGGGUCCUGGUCAGCCUCAGUCGCCAUGACAACCUCUUUAUCCUGCGGCUGGAGCAGGGCGGAGGCUCGAGGGAGGUCCAGGCCCGGCUGGGGAGCCGCAGGGAGAUCGUGGUUCAUCCGGCCAGCUUGAUGCUCGCCAACAGCCCGGACGCCGAAGGGGCCGACUUUCAGGGUUGUCUGCAGGACGUCCGUUUUAACGGUCAGGUCCUGCCUCUGGACGGGCUGAGCCGGGGCCAGGUGACGGUCCUGGAGAGGCGGGGCGUCUCCUCCGGGUGCUCCAGCGAUGCCUGUAGCAGCCAACCGUGUCACAGCCCGCUGCGCUGCGUCGACCUGUGGAGGAAACACCAGUGCAGGUGUCCCGGCAGUCAGGUGACGGUGACAGACGACUCAGGUCAGCAGCGUUGUGUGCCGUCGCCCUGCGGAUCUACUUCCUGUCGUAACGGUGGAAUCUGCCAGGCGCUGUCGCCCGACAGCUACCGGUGCCGGUGCCAGGAGGGGUUCAGGGGUCAGCGCUGCGAGCUGGGGCAGGUCAAAGGUCACCGGCUGGCCGCCCUCAGCCCCAGCUCCAUCCUGGCCAUCAGCAUGUGUCUGCUCGUCUUCUUCGCGGUGCUGGUGGCAGUGACUGUGUGGAACCAGAAAGGCAGCCGCAACAAGUUCAGGAAGCGAGGAGUUUACCACAUCCCUGCUGAACACGAGAGCUGGGAGGACAUCCGAGAAAACAUCCUGAACUACAACGAGGAGGGAGGAGGAGAGCAGGACCAGAACGGAUAUGACAUCACAGAGUUGAAGCGUCCGCUGUGUUCCAGUUUGUCCCAGUCCUCGUCCUGCACCACCGCCCCGCUCAUUAAAUCCUCUCCAGGCUCCCAGGAGGAAGUCCACCCGUCCGGCUCCUCCUGCAGCUCAGGCGCCCCCUACCUGAGCAUCCCACACCACCACCACCUCCAUCAUCAGCACGCCACCACCAACAGCUGCUCCAGUGACGUAGCCUUUGCUAACAACGCUGCUCAUGUGAGCAGGGACGCCGACACAAGCAACGGAGGGGCUUAUGUGGACCCCCCGUCGGGGUCGCGCUCCCACGUGGACUUUAAAAGCUACGUGUCGCGAAUCAUCUGGGAGGCGGACAACGACUGCGACGCGUUCCCGACGGAUGCGUACCACGUCUGGUGCGUGGAGGGCUCGGGGUCGUCGGCAGGAAGCCUCAGCUCACUGGGGUCAGCUGUGUCACGGAGCAACAUUAGCCGCGGCAACGAGGAGGAGGAGGAGGAUGACGAAGGGGCGUUUGUUUACGACACGCUGUCGCAGUGGGGCCCCAAGUUCCAGGCUCUGAGCGAGAUGUACGACCGGCCCCAGCUGGUCCUCACAUACAGGGACGCAGUGGCCUACAUGCAGAGGAGCCACAGCCACGACCUCCUGCCUCAUCACCACUAGGGGGCAGCACAGAGCAGCAUCCACACAAACGUCCUGCAAGGGCACUGAGUGCUGCAUUCAUGUCCCGUCUGAAACAACCCAAACCCAGACAACCUGUAAGGAGGCGUUCAAAUCACAGUCCUGAUGCUCAGUUAAAAGGCUGUGCUUGACUUAUCGAAUUGUCUCACUGACAAAACCACAUUUAUUCCAAAGAGGGUCUGCAGCAAAAGUGACCUGUUGGUGCCCAUUUGUUUCAGCACGCUGAUAUCCUUUUGUGUUCACAGAAACCUGUUUUUAAAGACAGAAGAAGUGGGUUUCAGUUUCUCCUUAUUUUGAAAUUAUGAAGGAAUAAAAUGUAAUUUAAAUGAAAGAAAGACCUUCUGGUGAAAAUAAGAGAUUAAUGGAUAGCACACUGCAAAGCCCCGAGACCCGCAUGACUUUGUACGAAUCCUCAGAGCGCUGACUUUAUCACUGGGCUGCAUGAAACACUGGCUUCAACAGAGGAAUCAUCAGGACCGGACGAGUUUAAUAUGUCACCUUUAAAGUCAGUUAAAACAAAACAGAAACUCUUCUGACUGACGUGAACGCAGCAGCUCCGUUCCCCCGUGUGGAUCCACAGUGGAAGUAAAAUGGCGAGACUUUUCAGGGCCGGAGGUUCAUCAUAGGAUCCUGAUGUUCCUUCAUGUAGAAAACCAGAUGAUGCCGGAGGUUGCAGCUCUGGUUCAGUGGCUGGAAAUAACAAAAGCACAGAGUCGUUAUGGGUUCAUGCACCAGCUUAACACGGGAACACGUCACACAGCUUUGGUUUAGUUUGCUUUUACAUUGUUCUUUAAAGCAGCUCCAUGUGCUGUAUUUAUUUCAUUUUCUGGGUCGUCGAGUUCUCAAAAUGUAGAUUUUGAUGAUCCAGGGUCACAGUGUUGUAUGUUUUCUGUAGGAAAUAUUACAGUCAAACUUUGUCAGAAAUCUCUUGGGUUUGUUGACACCAAAACAUUCAGGCCUUGAUGUGAUUUUAUUGUAGCGUGUGCAUCAUGUGUACUUUGACCCACCACGCGACCUGAAACAAAAAGUUCAUUUGAUGGGGAAAGUUGCCCAAAGACCAACUUUUCUUUUCCAGUUUUAUUUUCAUCAGAAGCAUCGAUUUGUCCGGUCAAGCGAGCAGACCUCCAGCACGAUCAUUAACCAGCUUUUCUUUUCUCUUUUCUACCUUCCUGUUGCACUAGCGUACGAAUCAGAGUCCUCAGUCCUCAGACGGGACCUGACCAAUCUGCCAGUAAAAGACUGAACCUGUUGAGAAGUGAAAACCUUGUGAGCUCACCAGGUGAAACGGCACUUCUGUGUAGAACAUGUAUUAUAAGAUUUGAUAGUUAGUUUUCAGAUGAGAUUAUUUUUAUACUCUCCCGUAGAACAAGGCUGCUGUCCUCGCAGUGAGCUGUGAAAUGUGUUAAUGUGCUGGAUGCCAUCACUGUGAGCAAGUUACUCAGCUUGUAGUCGCUCAGACUGCUGCAGGGUUCAGGCAGACAAUCUUCUUCAGCUGAGCGUCGGCAGAGGCUGAAAUCACGUUCAGGCGAGAACUGUGAACUGACAUAUAAAGAUGGCCGACGCUUCCCCCCGCUGCGCAAAAGUGAAGCCAAAACAUCCCUCAUGCGAGUGCUGCCAUCUUGUUCUGGUGAUGUCCUUUGAAGCCAGAGUCUGUGCAGUAAUGAUAGGGAGGUGGAGCCGCGGUAUUGACUUCCUGCCCGCACACCCGUCUGAGCCAAUCAGGACAAACCAAUGACAGAAACCAUCUUUGGGAAAAUUUAUUUGAUGUGUACUUUUUAGUUUGGCUCAGUUCCCAUCUGCUAACAUGGAGGGGGAGGGGCUUAUGAGCUGUACUGCAGCCAGCCACCGGGGGGGGCUCUUUUGUUGGCCAUCUUUAUACACACUCAGCAGUUGAGUCGAGGUCAAGCUGUGGAGGAGGCACGAAACAGUGAAGUUUUGGGGUC
This is a messenger RNA of Scatophagus argus, 11322 nucleotides long. RefSeq names its product neural-cadherin. The transcript is spliced from 34 exons. The record is from RefSeq and is a predicted model, not a curated record. The coding region runs from base 545 to 9361 and encodes 2938 amino acids. Lineage: Eukaryota; Metazoa; Chordata; Actinopteri; Scatophagidae. Gene Ontology annotation, molecular function: calcium ion binding; cadherin binding. Gene Ontology annotation, cellular component: plasma membrane; adherens junction; catenin complex. Gene Ontology annotation, biological process: cell morphogenesis; multicellular organism development; adherens junction organization.